CGCACAGAGCGGGAGAGGAGAGAAGAGAGAGGGAAGCAGCAGAAAGAGAAGAGGACGUGGAGAGGAUGCAAUGAGCCUCCCACUAUAGUCGCAGUCCACCGGCGGACUGCAGGACUACAAACUGAAGGACUCCAAAUUCUCACAUCCCUCCCUCUUUCUCCUCUCCUAUUCUUUAAGAGGCAGACUUAUAUUCAUCUUUUUUUGCUGAGUUUCUAUCCAAGAGGACUUCCAUCUGUCAGGUGCACACUGAAGGCACAGGUUCAGCACCAGGAGCUGUCCGGUGCUGAACUUGCUUUCGGAAGGAGCCAGCAGAGGAAUUUCCCUACAGUCUUCCAAAUCUCCAAGCAAAGGUCACGCUGGACAGGCUGGACCGCUGUGUUUGGGUGUGUGUGGACUUGUGUGUCUGAGCGUGUGUGUGUUUUGCACAACCAUGCCGAGGUCUUUCCUGGUGAAAAAGGUGAAACUGGAUGAUUUCUCCACCGGGUCUGAUUUGGAGCACGCAUACCGGCCCAGGACAGCGCUCAGUUUGCGGCUCCAUGACAAAGCAGGUUACAUCAGCGACUACAUCAGCCCGUCUGUGUACGAUGGCGAGAGUGACGGCGGGAUCAAGGUGCCCUCCCCGGACCCCCUCUACGAUGGCAUCCACAGUGACUACGGGGCCCCGGAUUCGGAGUCCCCGGACAGCCCGGGCUCGGAACUCACCGACGGCUACAUCAACGGCGACGCCGCCGUCAGCGAAGGCUACACAGUGGACGCCUUCUUCAUCACAGACGGCCGCUCGAGGAGGAAAGCCAUGGGCAGCCCUCGCAGCAUCCAGAGGCACACGUGCAACGAGUGCGGCAAGACCUACGCCACCUCGUCCAACUUGAGCCGGCACAAACAGACGCACCGCUCGCUGGACAGCAAGCUGGCCAAAAAAUGCCCCACCUGCGGCAAAGUGUACGUGUCCAUGCCCGCCAUGGCCAUGCACCUGCUCACGCACGACCUCAAACACAAGUGCGACGUGUGCGGCAAAGCGUUCAGCCGGCCGUGGCUCCUGCAGGGCCACAUGCGCUCCCAUACGGGCGAGAAGCCCUUCGGGUGCGCCCAGUGCGGGAAGGCCUUCGCAGACCGCUCGAACCUGCGUGCUCACAUGCAGACCCACUCCACCUUCAAACACUUCAAGUGCAAACGCUGCGACAAGACCUUCGCGCUCAAGAGUUACCUGAACAAGCACUACGAGUCGGCCUGCUUCAAAGGCCCCUUCUCCCCUCUCGGGCCACUUGAUGCAUGACCCCGCCCACUUCCCUCCCUCCCUUGCAAAAACAAACUAAUCCACUCCUGCAAACUGUUUUUCUUCAGACCUCUCUCUCUCUCUCUCUCUCUCUCUCUCUCGCUCUUCCACGCUCACAUUGUGCACCUCGCUUUCCCCUGGAGCCAAUUAACGCUGAUGAAGAUAGCACAAUUUUUCCCACCUUGACAUCAAGGACUGGACUGUUUUACGCAUGCACUUCCAGACAAAAACAAACUGUUCACCUCUUCUUUCUGCUCUGUACAGAGGCAAUAGUAAUACCACUGAUAGGAAUAUAGCUUCUAUCUAUACAUGGAUUAUGAUGAUGAGGAUGACACGGAGCUAACGGCUGGCUUCCUCUCUGCACUAUGACGCUUACAACCUUUUUUUUGGAGGAAUACUAGUAAUAAUUAUAGUAAUGAUGAUAAUAAUGCACCAAGUGACCAUAUUCUCUCCACUACUGAGGAAAAACAUUUUUGUUAUUAUUUAUUUAUCUAUUUAUUUAUUAUGAAUGUGUUUUUUAUUUUCCAUUUGUGUAUUUUUUUAAUCACAACAGGCCAAAGCAUAUGCCACUUUUUUGUGCUAUUUUUUUCUGUUUUUUUUUUUUUCCCCCACAAAUUGCAUGCAAAAACACACAAAAAAACUAUGCCAACAUAUAAAUUCUAUACAUAGAACCGAGGGGCAAUAUUUUUCUCUUGGCGCCUCUGUAGGACUUUUUUCGAAGCAAUAAUCACACUAAUGCAUGGUAUUUUAUGAAGUAUUACCUACUACUGUAUAGCAGUUUGAAAAAUCAGGUAUGUUUUACUUCACCUAUAGUCAAUAAAACAGAAAAAAGCAAAUAUUACAGACAUCAGGGAUAAUGCCAAUGUAGUGUUAGCGAAAGAAAAAAAAAAAGAAAAGAAAAACGUAUUUUCCUCUGGUGUUAUGCACUGCCUGCCUCUUAGUGAGUAGAACUAAUGUAGGGUUUUAGGGAAGAGAGCUGGGAUCGGCCGCCUUGCUGCAUAAAAAAAAAAAAAACAGUACAAUCCUAAUAUAUAAAAGUAUAAAAAUACAAAAUUAAAAAAAACACCCCUGCGGUGAUCUGCAGGUGCAUGAAUCUGAAGUGAAGGUUCAGCAAGUUGGAUGUUGCACUGUGGUCAAGUUGAAAUGCAAUGCAUUAUUCAACCGCACUUCCUUUUAAACCAUAAAGCGUGCAUUCUUAGACUGCGGAGAAAAAGCAUGCACUUAUAUAGCUGGAUGGUCUUGCACCUUCAAGGUCACACUUCUUUUACAUCAGUCAAAGCCAUACAUUCCCAGUGAUUCAGUAGAUGAUGCUAUAGAGAACAAUGCACAUGGCCGAUUGCAGUGCGGCUGAGGCCAGCUCUCUAACCCCCACCAAAAAACAACAACAUCCAAUGCAGAUUCCUGGAGCUUCCCUGGAGACACACGGAGAACAUACGCACAAUAAUAAAAAAAAAAGAUUGCCGUUAUGUAAGCUUGCAUAGCCACACACUCCGAGAACAUCUGUCCGAUUAAACGCCUCACAUCCCUUUUCCAACAAUUGGAGAAUAAUAGGUUUGAUAUGAACAAGAGAUUCUCUCACAAAGAACGUGUGAUAAUUGCAGCACUUCCUCAGGCGUGUUUAACCUUUAUUUCAUCCGAGAUGAAGAGUUUAGAAUUCAAUCGGUGAUUCAGCUGAAUGUUUUUUUUAGGGGUUCUAAGGACAAAAGCAAUGAUGGCCUACUUUCACCUUCAUCUCAGACAUAAAGUAACACAAACACAUCUGAGGAGGUUGUGAAGGCGGCAGUUUUGUACAGAUGUGUUAUGUUGCCCAUGUGAUCUUGAGCCUUUGAAAAAUGAGCCUCAAAUGCACUGCAAAUGUUUUAUCCAGGACUUAAAAAUAUACAUACACUUGUAAAGAACAUAAUGUCAUGGCUGUCUUGAGUUUCCAAUAAUUUCUACAGCUCUUAUUUUUUGUGAUAGAGUGAUUGGAGCACACACUUCUUUGUCACAAAAAAACAUUAAUGAAGUUUGGUUCUUUUAUAAUUUUAUUAUAGGUCUACUGAAAAUGUGACCAAAGCAGCUGGGUCAAAAGUAUACAUACAGCAAUGUUAAUAUUUGGUUACAUAUGCAAUAAGGCGCUUUUGGUAGCCAUCCACAAGCUUCUGGUUGAAUUAUUGACCACUACUCUUGGCAAAAUUGGUGCAGUUCUGCUAAAUGUGUUGUUUUUUUGACAUGGAUUUGUUUCUUCAGCAUUGUCCACACAUUUAAGUCAGGAUUUUGGGAAGGCCAUCCUCAAACCUUAAUUCUAGCCUGAUUUAGCCAUUCCUUUACCACUUUUGACAGGUGUUUGGGGUCAUUGUCCUGUUGGAACACCCAACUGCGUCCAAGACCCAACCUCUGGGCUGAUGAAUUCAGGUUGUCCUGAAGAAUUUGGAGGUAAUCCUCCUUUUUCAUUGUCCCAUUUACUCUCUGUAAAGCACAAGUUUCAUUGGCAGCAAUGAAUUGAUUAACGUGGACCCCAACUUAAACAAGUUGAAAAACUUAUUUGGGUGUUACCAUUUAGUGGUCAAUUGUAUGGAAUAUAUACUGUACUGUGCAAUCUACUAAUAAAAGUUUCAAUCAAUCAAUCAAGCAAAACAGGCCCAAAUCAUAAUACUACCACCACCAUGCUUGACGGUGGGAAUGGUGUUCCUGGGAUUGA
Molecule: messenger RNA, 3953 nt
Organism: Entelurus aequoreus (snake pipefish)
Lineage: Eukaryota; Metazoa; Chordata; Actinopteri; Syngnathiformes; Syngnathidae
Product: transcriptional repressor scratch 1-like
Exons: 2
Coding region: 431-1273 (280 amino acids)
Biological process (GO): regulation of DNA-templated transcription
Molecular function (GO): DNA-binding transcription factor activity, RNA polymerase II-specific; RNA polymerase II cis-regulatory region sequence-specific DNA binding
Source: RefSeq, a predicted model, not a curated record